CAGAGACAGCUGUAAGACGUUGGUUAGAUCAGCUCAAACAGGCUUCCUACGACAUUGAAGAUGUGUUGGAUGAGUGGAACUACGCCAUUCUAAAACAAAAACUAGAGGGGGUUGAAGAUGCUACCGGUCCUAAGAAGAAGGAAUGGGAGGUAUCGGAAAAACCACUCUUGCUCAAUUUGCUUAUAAUCAUGAUGAGAUAAUUAAUAGUUUUGACGAAAGAAUAUGGGUAUGUGUAUCAGAACCUUUUGAUGAGCAUAGAAUUGCUAAAGCAAUUAUUGAGUCUUUAGGAAAUUCAACUAAGGAUUUAAGUGAAUUGCAAUCUCUUCAUCAACGUAUUGGUACAUUAAUCCAGAGUAAGAAAUGUUUUUUGGUGUUAGAUGAUGUGUGGAGUGAGGAUUUCAAAAAAUGGGAACGAUUGUAUCGUUGUUUGAAGAAUAGUGUCCAUGGAAGUAAAAUUUUGAUUACAACACGCAAGAAGUCAGUUGUAGAAAUGAUGGGUUCAAUUGAUAUUAUCGAUGUUCAAGGGUUGAGUAAUGAUGAAUGUUGGUUGUUAUUUAGGCAAUUAGCAUUUUUUGGUAGACCAACUGAGGAAUGUGAAAAAUUAGAAGAGAUUAGCAAAAAGAUUUCAAGUAAGUGUAAAGGUUUGCCUCUUGCUGUAAAGACAUUAGGAAGUCUCUUGCAUUUUAAAAAGCGUUGGGAAGAGUGGAAACAUGUCUUAGAUAGUGAAUUAUGGAAACUUGAAAAAAUUGAAGAAGAUGUUUUUGUGCCAUUAUUAUUGAGUUAUAAUGAAUUGCCUUGUAUGAUGAAAAGAUGUUUUGUAUAUUGUGCUAUAUUUCCCAAAGAUUACAGAUUAAAAAAAGAUGAAUUGAUUAAACUAUGGAUGGCUCAAGGAUAUGUUAAAGAAGAAAAAAAUAAGACAAUGGAUAUAGUUGGUGAAGAGUAUUUUGACUAUUUAGCUUCACGAUCAUUAUUCCAACAAUUUGAAAAAGAUAAUGAAAAUAAUGUGAUUGGAUGUAAGAUGCAUGAUUUAGUGCAUGACUUUGCUCAUUUUUUAAGCAAUAAUGAAUGUGCCCACAUAGAAGUUGAUGGUUCUAAAGAGCCACUCAUAAGCUCUUUUAAUCAUGAGAAAGUUUGCCACAUGAUGGUUACAAUGUAUGGUGAGGAUUUAUUUCUUGAUUCCAUAUUUAGAUUAAGAAUGAUGCGUAGUUUCUUAAAUGAUACAAAAAAUUCUUUGGCUACAUUACCUCGUGAUACCAUGCCUAAAUUAUUUGGUGAAUUGACAUGUUUAAGGGCAUUAAAUAUAGCUAAAAGGUCGUAUCAAAAAAGUUUGAUUAGAGAGAUUCCUAAAGAGAUAGGAAAAUUGAUGCAUUUGAGAUAUUUUAAUUUGAGUGGCUUAGGCAUGAGAAAACUUCCUGAAGCAUUAUGUGGAUUAUAUAAUUUGCAAACUUUAGUUAUUAGUGGAUGUGAUCAAUUGGAAGAAUUACCUCAAGGGAUGGAAAAAUUAAUAAACCUAAGGCAUCUAGAAAAUGAUGACACUUGGGCUUUAAGAUACAUCCCAAAAGGAAUUCAAAAUUUGAGUAAUCUCCGAACCUUAAGGCAUUUCGUGGUAAGUGAUAGUAAUGAUAAGAAAACAUGUAGUCUUGAAGGUUUGAAAUACCUUAAUCUCUUUGGAGAGUUAUUUAUAAAAGGAUUGGGGAAUAUAUCAGAUGUGGAGGAGGUUAAAAGAUCAGAAAUAAAGAAUCAAAAAAACCUCUUUGUUUUGAAACUAGAUUUCCAAAGAAAUGUUGAUGGAAGAGAGAGGAGAAAUGAGGACGAUGAAGCACUUCUUGAAAUCCUAGAACCAUCUUUAAAUUUGGAGAAAUUAAGAAUACUGAAUUACAGGGGCAACACUAUUUUGCCCAACUGGAUGAUGUCCUUAUCGAAGCUUAGGCACUUAAUACUUGUUAGUUGUAGUAACUGUAAACAUUUGCCUCCCUUGGGAGAAUUGCCAUCCCUUGAAUAUUUAGGUAUCUAUUAUAUGAACAAGUUAAAAAGUGUGAGUAAUGAAUUUUUGAGAAAAGAAAAUGACAGCGCAUCUUCAUCAUCUGUUUUCUUUCCUAAAUUGAAAAGAAUUGAAUUUUGGUACAUGGUUGAGUGGGAAGAAUGGGAUUACGAGAUUACUACAAUUGGAGAAGAAGAAGAAGUUAUUACAAUCAUGCCAUCUCUGGUUUCCAUGAAAAUUUAUCACUGUCACAAAUUGAAGGCACUACCAAAACACUUUGAUCAGAAUACAAGAUUGGAAAAAGACAUCUAUGAUUGUCCUAUGCUAGGCUACCCUGGAAGGCGUCAAUAA
This is a messenger RNA of Mangifera indica (mango), 2332 nucleotides long. RefSeq names its product putative disease resistance protein RGA3. The coding region runs from base 143 to 2332 and encodes 729 amino acids. Lineage: Eukaryota; Viridiplantae; Streptophyta; Magnoliopsida; Sapindales; Anacardiaceae. The record is from RefSeq and is a predicted model, not a curated record. The transcript has 2 exons. Gene Ontology annotation, molecular function: ADP binding. Gene Ontology annotation, biological process: defense response to other organism.